AUGAUGGCAACAGAUCAUUUACCUUCGGAAACCGAUGGCGACAUCGAAUUAACGACACCGAAAAAAGCUAAACGCGGAAAGCGCUAUAAUGAAGCAUCGAAUAUCAACGGUGUCAUCGAAAAUGGUCACGAUUCAGCGAUAGAAUCGACUUCAUCUCGUAAGCCGAAACAAUUCGAAACGAGAAGAGUCGACGAAUCUACAUUAGAGCCUUCAACACGUUCAGAGCCAACUGAUGAAGCGCCUAACAGAAACAGCACACGAUCAAAUCAACAAUUAACUCCAUUACAGAGCUAUCAAUCUAAUCCACUAAAUUUUCAACAAGUCGAAUUGACCACAGUCACUGAUGACGAAGAACCAACGGAAAGACGAAGUAAUAUUCAACCUCGAAAUCGAAAUGUCACGGAUCAUGAUACAAUGGUAUCAUCGUAUACAACCAAUGAUGACAAUGACGUGAUUGAAAUUCACGAAUUUAGUUUAGCUGAUGCUGAUGCUUAUAUCGAUAUCUAUUUCGAUACGCUCAAUAAUCGCUUAAGACAUUUUAUCGGUACAGAUGAUCAACUUCAACAAUUUCGUUUAGCACUGAAAAAUCGAAUCAAUUCCGAGACGAACUCACGUGAAUAUCAAAAUGCAUUACUUGGAAAAAUGAAUGGCGAUGUUGUUGCAGCUGUAAUGUUAUCGUUUCCGAGUGAACCAACAACUGUUUUGAAUGACAAUAUUCUUCCGCAACCAAACUCAUGUGUAACAUCACUACGUCGUUGGAUGGUACGGAAUGCCAAUUACACUCCAACGAAUAUGGACGAAUGUUAUAUCGAAAUGAUCGGUGUUCGAAGUGCGUUUCGAAAUCACGGCAUCGGCGCGGCCAUGCUCGAGUGUGUAGAACACUUUGCACGACAAGCUGGUGCACGAUUGUUAACCGUACACGUCAACAGCGAACAAUUGAGAGGCUAUUUUCAACGCUUCAAUUUUCAAGUUGAUCAUUCGGAUAAUUCAGCUUUUUGGAAAUGGGUUGUCGAAAGAGAAAGCAUUCUGAAAAUGUCCAAGCCAAUCUCACCAGAUGAAGAAGGCGCUGGUAAUCAGCUGGAUGAUGAUAGCAAUUAUCUUGCGGAAAGUACAAUUGGAAGUUAA
Adineta ricciae is the source of this 1125-nucleotide messenger RNA. NCBI's taxonomy places the organism in Eukaryota, Metazoa, Rotifera, Eurotatoria, Adinetida, Adinetidae. The record is from the annotation of a GenBank genome assembly.